Molecule: messenger RNA, 497 nt
Organism: Centruroides sculpturatus (bark scorpion)
Lineage: Eukaryota; Metazoa; Arthropoda; Arachnida; Scorpiones; Buthidae
Product: mediator of RNA polymerase II transcription subunit 2-like
Exons: 6
Coding region: 227-469 (80 amino acids)
Source: RefSeq, a predicted model, not a curated record
CAUUCCGAGUUAAACGUCUAUUCUCAGAUUUCUCUCCCUCCUUUUAUGGAAGUUGAGGUGCACGUGAGAUCGAGUCCGGCACGUGCUCACUGAGGACCCAGGGUUGGUCAGGAGUGGGGGUGGUCUUUGCUAAAUAGUAGAAGUGGAGCCGAUGACGUAGCAGCCGAGUGUCGACAUCUAACGAAGAGUUUUGGGAAGUUUCGGUUGAAAGAUAAGACGUUCCAAGAUGUCCGACGACGAAAGAGAAUACAGCGGAUCCGAGGAAGAGCAGGAGCAAGUAGUCCAGAAAAAGGAAGCGGAACAACCGAAAAUAUCCGAAGCCGAAAUGGCCAUGGAAGAGAAAUUAAAGAAGAAGAAGGAAGAAGAGGAACAGAUGUGGCAAGAGUACUUGGAACAACGAAAAAAACAACGACAAAAAGAAGAAGAAGAUUUGAGAAAAUUAAAAGAGAGACAAGUAAAUUUUAAUUAAGAAUUAUUAAAUUACUGAUUUAUUGAUA